AUGCAACCUGAUCAAUUAUAUAUUUUUAUUGAAAAAUAUCGUCUUGAAUAUUUAAUAUGUCAAUAUCAUCUUCUUCAUUAUCAACUUUCUCAUAAUCAAUCAAUUGAAUCAAUAAAUACUUUAAUUAAUUUACAAUAUUAUAUAUAUCCAUUAAUAUUUUCUCUUCCAUGUACAAUAAUUUUAAUUGAAUAUUUUUAUUGUCAAAUGAAUUAUAAUCAAUGUUUAAUACUUAUUAAUAAACUUAUAAGAUUUUGGUGGUCACAUAUAACAUCACGUGAAAAACUUGAAUUAGGUAAAUUAAAAAGUUUAUCAUUAAUUAUUGAAUUAAAACAAGGUUCACUUGAAUCAGCUAUAUUAUCAGGUUAUUUUGCUAAACGUUUAUUAACUGGUUAUCAUGAAAAUAUAUUUCUUAUUGAAACAUGUAUACAUUUAACAUUAGCAUUAAUUGGUGAAAUGCGUAUAUCAAAUAUUGAAUUAAUUUUACAACAUUUAGAAUAUUUAAGUGAACAAACAAUGAAUUCUUAUGCUAAAUUAUGGUAUUAUAUAUUAGUUAUUGAUGUUGCUAUUGAACUUGGUUAUGAACUUAUACCAAUAACAAAUGAUUUUCUUGAAAAUAUAACAAAAUAUCGUAAAAAACUUCUUACAGGUGCAAAUCAACGAAGUUUAUUAAUUAUAUAUAGUGAUUGUACAUUAGCACAAAUAUAUAUACGUUUAGGAAAAUUAAAUAUGUCAAAAAUACAUUUUCAAUUAGUUAUACAUCAAAUAAAAUAUGAUCAAAUGUAUUUAUCAAAUAUUGAUUUUCGUUUUAAACGUGCAUUAUUAAAAUUAAUUGAAACACAAUUAUUAUAUUGGUAUCAUACAAAAGAAUAUGAAGAUAAUAUAACAAAAGAUUAUUUUUUAUUAAAUAUUAUUGAUAAUCAUAUUAAUGAUAAAUUAAUUCCAUGGAAUAGAACAAGAUAUUUUAUUUAUCAAGCUUAUUAUGAUAGACUUAUUAAUGAUUAUAAACGAGAACAACAAUAUUCUAUUGAUAAUGAUUUCAAUUGGAAAUUAAGUUUACAAGAAGCUGAAAUCAAUGCUAUUAAACUUGAUCUGGAAUGGAUUAAACGAUUACGAGAUGCAUGGUUACAUCCUAUAUCUGAACAAAUAUCUUUACAAAUUAAUCAAUCAAUAUCUAUUGAACGACCACGCACAUCAUCAACAAUGACAAAUAAAUCAAUUAAUCGACAUUUUAUUCGACCAACUGUAUCUAAUAUAAAAAUAUCAUCAAAAAUUGACAAACAUCCUGAUGAACAAUCAACAAUAACUAUUCGUAACUAUUCUCAUCAAAAAUUUGUUGAUUGGCGUUUAUUUUUAACUAAUAACAAUUUACCAAAACUCCAACUUUAUAUUCUUCCGUUAAAUGAACUUAAAGUUACAUCCGUUUUUAAAGAAAAUGAACAUUCACCAGAAGUCUGUUCCAUAGCAACAUUACCGAUAAUGUCUACUCAAUAA
Molecule: messenger RNA, 1491 nt
Organism: Rotaria sordida
Lineage: Eukaryota; Metazoa; Rotifera; Eurotatoria; Philodinida; Philodinidae
Source: the annotation of a GenBank genome assembly